CAACUUGGUCCUUGCACAAUACGCAAAAAUCUGAGGAAUUGUAAGAAGUGAGUCUGAAAAGUAGUCAAAUAUCUAUAAAUAUGGUCUGAGAACUAGAAAGAAAGAAAAAGCUGAAACCCAACCAAUUUAACAAUGGCGGACACAGUAAAGAGGUAUGCAGUUGUGACAGGAGCUAACAAGGGGAUUGGAUUUGGCACAGUUAAGCAGUUGGCUUCAAACGGCAUCGUAGUUGUGUUGACUGCUAGAGAUGAGAAGAGGGGUCUUGAAGCUCUUGAAAAACUGAAAGAUUUUGGCAUUUCUGAUCUCGUUGUUUUUCAUCAGCUUGAUGUAACAGAUUCUGUUAGUGCUGCUAGAUUGGCGGACUUUGUCAAAACCCAAUUCGGGAAACUCGAUAUCUUGGUAAACAAUGCAGCAGUUGUUGGAAGCAUAGUAACCCCUGAAGAUUUCAAAUCAGCUUCAAGUGGUAAGAGGCCUGAAGAAAUCAAUUGGAGUGAAAUACCGACCAUACCAAACGACGAGGUAGCGGAACAAUGCCUGAAGACAAACUACUAUGGUACCAAAAGUGUGACUGAAGCGCUUUUGCCCCUCCUCCAGCUAUCUGAUUCUCCAAGAAUCGUGAAUGUUUCUUCCGGUGUUGGUAAACUAAUGAAUUUUCCAAAUGGAUGGGCUAAAGAGGUACUGAGUGAUGCCGAGAGACUUACAGAAGAGAAGAUAGAUUCUGUGUUGAUUAGAUUUUUGGAAGACUUCAAAAAAGGAGACACCAAAAUCUGGUCUCCUAUUUUUCCACCCUAUACAGUCUCGAAAGCAGCAUUGAACGCAUACACCAGGAUUCUGGCCAAGAAGUAUCCGAAUUUCUGCAUCAAUUGUGUGAGCCCUGGAUUUGUCAAAACAGAUAUAACCUUCAAUGUUGGCAUCUUAACCAUCGACGAAGGUGCUGAAAGCCUUGUCAGGUUGGGGCUACUUCCCAACGGCGGUCCUACUGGUCUCUACUUUGGUCAGAAAGAAGUCGCUUCGCAAAUCAAUUUAACAAUGGCAGAAGCAGUAAGGAGGUAUGCAGUUGUGACAGGAGCUAACAAAGGGGUUGGAUUUGGCACAGUUAAGCAGUUGGCUUCAAAAGGCGUCGUAGUUGUGUUAACUGCUAGGGAUGAGAAGAGGGGUCUUGAAGCUCUUGAAAAACUGAAAGAUUUUGGCAUUUCUGAUUUGGUUGUUUUUCAUCAGCUUGAUGUAACAGAUUCUGCUAGCGCUGCUGUAUUGGCGGAUUUUGUGAAAACCCAAUUCGGAAAACUCGAUAUCUUGGUAAAUAAUGCAGCAAUUAAUGGAAGUGUGGUAAACCCUGAAGCUUUUAUAUCAGCUGCUACUGCUAAGAAGCCUGAAGAAAUAAAUUGGAAUGAAAUACCGACUAUACCAAACUACGAGUUAGCAGAAGAAUGCCUGAAAACAAACUACUAUGGUACAAAAAGAGUGACUGAAGCGCUUUUGCCCCUCCUCCAGCUAUCAGAUUCUCCCAGAAUCGUCAAUGUUUCUACCGGUGCUGCUAAGCUUAUGAAUUUUCCAAAUGGAUGGCCUAAAGAGGUACUGAGUGAUGCAGAGACACUUACAGAAGAGAGAAUAGAUUCUGUGUUGAGUGGAUUUUUGGAAGACUCUAAACGAGGUUUGCAAGACAUCAAAAUCUGGCCUCCUGUUUUUCCACCCUAUACAGUCUCGAAAGCCGCCUUGAACGCGUACACUAGGAUUUUGGCCAAAAAGUAUCCAAAUUUCUGCAUCAACUGUGGCAGCCCUGGAUUUGUCAAAACCGACAUGAGCUUCAAUGCUGGCAUCUUAACCAUCGACGAAGGUGCUGAAAGCAUUGUCAGGUUGGCGCUACUCCCCAACGGCGGUUCUACUGGCCUCUACUUUUCUAGGAAAGAAGUGGCACCUUUUUGAAGGUUCUUUUAUGUUUCAUGAAUAAUGAUCAUCAAUAGUGUGUGUACAUUGUAAUAAAUGAAGUUUACAAGCUUAUGUUAUAAUGUCAUGAAAAUUGACUUGUUGUUACAAUGCAGAGUGUCGUUCUCCUGGUCACCCAUUCACUCUUAGUCUCUUUCUCUUUGCCCUUGAUAUCAAUUAUGUUCAAAGAGAAUGUAAAAUGCUACAAGAUGAAGACAUGGUGAUUGGCUU
Malus domestica (apple) is the source of this 2154-nucleotide messenger RNA. Its product is annotated as (+)-neomenthol dehydrogenase-like. Gene Ontology annotation, molecular function: oxidoreductase activity, acting on the CH-OH group of donors, NAD or NADP as acceptor. The record is from RefSeq and is a predicted model, not a curated record. Lineage: Eukaryota; Viridiplantae; Streptophyta; Magnoliopsida; Rosales; Rosaceae. Gene Ontology annotation, cellular component: membrane.